Messenger RNA from Lathyrus sativus (Indian pea), 975 nucleotides. The record is from the annotation of a GenBank genome assembly. NCBI's taxonomy places the organism in Eukaryota, Viridiplantae, Streptophyta, Magnoliopsida, Fabales, Fabaceae.
AUGGCUCCUUUAAACUGUUCUAGAUUAACCAUGAUCAUGAGCAUGACUCUCUUUGUCCUCAUCAUAGUAGGGAGUGUCAAUGCACAACUUUCUACAACUUUUUACUCAACUUCUUGUCCCAAACUCUCUUCCACAGUGCAAUCCACAAUGCAAUCUGCAAUAUCAAAGGAGGCUCGGAUUGGUGCUUCAAUUCUUCGAUUGUUCUUUCACGAUUGCUUUGUCAAUGGAUGUGAUGGAUCCAUCCUACUCGAUGACACAUCAACCUUUACCGGAGAGAAGAAUGCAAACCCAAAUAGAAACUCAGCUCGUGGAUUUGAAGUCAUUGAUAAUAUAAAAACAGCCGUGGAGAAUGUAUGUCCCGGAGUCGUAUCAUGUGCUGAUAUCCUUGCUAUUGCCGCAGCAGACUCCGUUACACUUCUUGGAGGUCCGUCGUGGAAUGUAAAACUUGGAAGAAGAGACGCUAAGACGGCGAGUCAGUCUGCUGCUAAUACAGCCAUCCCAGCACCAACUUCUAACCUUAAUACACUCAUCUCAAUGUUUGCUGCAGUUGGUCUUUCCACCAAGGACUUAGUCACGUUAGCAGGUGGUCACACAAUUGGACAAGCAAGGUGCACAACGUUUAGGACAAGAAUCUACAAUGAGAGCAACAUUGAUACUUCUUUUGCUACUACGAGACAAUCAAACUGUCCAAAUGCAGCAGGAUCUGGGGAUAACAAUUUGGCACCUCUUGAUCUUCAGACUCCCAUUUCCUUUGAUAAUAACUACUUCAAGAAUCUUGUUCAGAAGAAAGGUCUUCUCCAUUCAGACCAACAGCUUUUCAACGGCGGAUCUACCGAUUCUAUAGUGAGUGGAUAUAGUACUAAUCCAACCUCUUUUUCAUCUGACUUUGCUGCUGCUAUGAUCAAGAUGGGGGACAUAAGUCCUCUUACGGGAUCAAAUGGAGAGAUUAGGAAGAAUUGUAGAAAACCAAACUAA